AAAAGGGAAUGCUUGCAGCAGAUUGUUGAAGGAUUUGAGUCUGCAGCUGGAGAGAAGGGAUUAGGGCCAGAGCGGUGCAAGUUAAAUUGUGCUGCAUAUAAAAAAUGGGCGGAUUGGUCUCCAGAUCCAGAGGCUGGUACCACCUUCCUUUCUAAAAUAAAAUCUCUCUGGCAUGAAGUCACCGCCUAUUUCACAUCCGGUUUGCCCUGGGACGUAUUACUACUGUCUUGGUAAAGAGAAAUCUUUUGUUGUAUAGCUGCAGAAGGGAUAUUGAGAAGCAAAUUUGGGUGUGAAAUCCUCAGCAAAGGCGCACGCAGGGUCCAUGAUGGCUCAGACCGAGUGAGUGAGAGGCAGAGCGAGGACGCCCCUCAGCUCCUGGCGCGCCCGACGCGCGGACUCGCGCUGGCUCCAGGCUCUCCACGAUUUUCUCUCGCAGACUUUUCCCGGGUCUUGAGCGAUCCUGUGCCCAGAGGGGGCCCGAGCUGCACGAGCCCGCCAUGAAGAGAAGUCCUGGUCUUUCUGAUUAUCUUUGGGCCUGGACCCUCCUUCUGAGCACACUGACUGGAAGAAGUUAUGGACAACAGUCAUUACAGGAUGAGCUUAAAGACAAUACCACUGUUUUCACCAGAAUUUUGGACCGACUCCUUGACGGUUAUGACAAUCGCCUGAGACCAGGAUUGGGAGAACGUGUCACAGAAGUGAAGACUGAUAUCUUUGUUACCAGUUUCGGACCCGUCUCAGACCAUGACAUGGAGUAUACAAUAGAUGUAUUUUUCCGUCAAAGCUGGAAGGAUGAAAGAUUAAAAUUUAAAGGGCCCAUGACAGUUCUCCGGUUAAAUAACCUAAUGGCAAGCAAGAUCUGGACUCCAGAUACCUUCUUUCACAAUGGGAAGAAGUCUGUGGCACAUAACAUGACCAUGCCCAACAAACUCCUGCGGAUCACAGAGGAUGGUACCUUGCUGUACACCAUGAGGCUGACGGUGAGAGCUGAAUGCCCAAUGCAUUUGGAGGAUUUCCCUAUGGAUGCCCAUGCGUGCCCACUAAAAUUUGGAAGCUAUGCUUAUACAAGAGCAGAAGUUGUGUAUGAGUGGACCAGAGAACCAGCACGUUCAGUGGUUGUAGCAGAAGAUGGGUCACGUCUAAACCAGUAUGAUCUUCUUGGACAAACAGUAGAUUCUGGAAUUGUUCAGUCUAGUACAGGAGAAUAUGUUGUUAUGACCACUCAUUUCCACCUGAAGAGAAAGAUUGGCUACUUUGUUAUUCAAACAUACCUUCCAUGCAUAAUGACUGUUAUUCUCUCUCAAGUCUCUUUCUGGCUUAAUAGAGAAUCUGUACCAGCCAGGACUGUCUUUGGUGUAACAACUGUGCUCACCAUGACAACAUUAAGUAUCAGUGCCAGAAAUUCCCUUCCAAAAGUGGCUUAUGCAACUGCUAUGGACUGGUUUAUUGCAGUGUGCUAUGCCUUUGUCUUUUCGGCUUUGAUUGAGUUCGCUACAGUGAACUAUUUCACCAAGCGAGGUUAUGCAUGGGAUGGCAAAAGUGUGGUUCCAGAAAAGCCAAAAAAAGUGAAGGAUCCUCUCAUCAAGAAAAACAACACUUAUGCUCCCACAGCAACCAGCUAUACCCCUAAUCUGGCAAGGGGUGACCCUGGCUUGGCAACCAUUGCUAAAAGUGCAACAAUAGAACCAAAAGAAGUGAAACCGGAGACAAAACCACCAGAACCCAAGAAAACCUUUAACAGUGUCAGUAAAAUUGACCGACUGUCAAGAAUAGCCUUCCCACUGCUAUUUGGAAUCUUUAACUUGGUCUAUUGGGCGACAUAUUUAAACCGUGAGCCUCAGCUCAAAGCCCCCACUCCACAUCAAUAGGUCUGUACGUCCAUGCUGCUGUUCAGUCCACCACAAUGGGAAUUGCUUUCUGUUCUCAAUGCAAUGAUUCCCAUCUGCUUUAUUGCCUCUGUCUUAAGAAUUUGAAGGUUCCCUAAUUUCCAUAAUUCAUACAAGAACAACAAACCCCUGUCUGGCAGUCCCAAGCAGAACAGAAUAUUCAGCUGAGAGACAGGAUUCUGAGAUAGAGAGAGCUCCAGAGCAAAACCUAAACAAAGGAGACAAAACAUGAAAGAGGAAAAGAGGGGGAAGUGGGUCCAAAGAUAGGAGAAAAAGUAGAGUAAAAAUAAAAACUUAUCUGUAACUCCAGGUCAUUUGUAGAUAUAUAUUUCCAAAUAAUUUUAAAAAAAUGUAUAUGUCAAAAUAUUUUUAUGGGAAGGUAGUUAAAAGAGUAAAUUAUAAUAUUUAACAAAGAAAGAUUUUUAAAAAUCUGUCUUUAUUGCACAAACUAUGGUAUGCGUACAUUUUUGUUCGUUUUUAAACUGAUGGAUAGCUUUAACAUUUCAUUUCCAAAGCUAAAAGUCUCUGUUCUUUCUCCUUUUAAAAAUGUUUAAUACAUUAUUUUGUUGUUAAAUGUUAUUUUAAAAUUCAUGGAAAUUGCAUAGGCAAAGAUGCAAUUUCACACUGUAGACACAUUUAACUAAUGGAGAGAAAUACUUUAAAUAGGUUACUUUGCUAUCAUCUGAGCUUUUACACUAGACUCCAUGAGGAAUCAUUCAAACAAAGACUUUCACACAAUUAAAGAUAAAGUGAAAUAAUUGAAAAAGAUUCCCUUUCCAUCCUAUUUCCAGAUAGCACAUGGUCACAAUAAUCACUUGAUUCUUAUUAUGAAGAUGUUUUUAGAGGGGCAAAAAUAUUUUGCAAGCUCUAGAAUUGUUGAAUGUAUUAUUUUAUAUAACAGUACAUUAAAAGCUUUUAGAUUGAACUUUAUGACUAGCAAACAAAAAUAGAAUAUAUAAAUUAUAUAUGUAAAUAAAAAGCAUGAGAUUGUACAUUUUUUACUUUUUUUAAAGUUAAGUUCUUAAAAUAUCGUGUAGGACUCACCACUCUUAGCUGUUAGAAUGUUGUUAAGUGCUAAGGAAAUACAUUUAGAGCCUGCAUUUAAGAACAGAACAGUACAUAGAAAUCAGAUGGAAAUUAAAAACAUAUGGGUAUGCUUAUUUGAAGAAAGCUUAUCAUCUCAAACUGUUGCCCUGCCUGGUGUACAGUAGCAAAUCAGUUGCUAUCUGCUCAACUCAUGCUGCGUUCCCCAAGUUUAGGCUCUUGUAAAAUAGAAAGUGGAAAAGCAUUAGUGAGAGCUAGAAAAUCAACUGUAUAUUAUACUAUCUUUGCUGAUACCAACUAUUUCAAUAAGUAUUGUACCAUAUGUAGCAUUAAAUAUAAAAAUACAUGAAAGAAUGUACAGGAAAUAGCUUUUAUUGAGUAAUAUUAUUACAUUUCAUUUAUACCGUAGCAAUACAUUUGUAGGUAUACUAUGUAAGGGCUUUAACUACAAGAGAUUCAUUAAUAUACCCUAUGAAAAUUCUAGUCUGUUUCAUUACUUCCCAGAUGUUUUAGACAUAGCUAUUUAUGCAGAAGGUAUUUUUGAAGUCUCCUUUUGUCUGACAGAGUUUCAGAGAUAUUUAAAAUUAGUGUCCAGAAUCCACAGGUCAUGGUCUAAACACAUUUAGAGUAGUACAACACAAACUUGUCAGCAUAAUUGCCAAAUAAGACAGUUGGGAUCCAUCCAUACCUAAGUUUUGCGUGAUGUUUUUCACAAAAAGCUGCUAUCCAAUGAUGUAGGAAAAUACACUGUUUGUAGUUUCCUCAACAAACUCUGGCUUUCUUUUUCAAUGUGCUUUACUGUUUGAUUUGGUCCUGCCUAAAUUUUAUGAGCCAGGCAUAUAAAGUUGAACCUAGAAAAUUUCAUCCUCUGGUAUCAUAUGUAGAUAUCAUAUAUAUAAAAUGAAAUAAAAAAAAUGGCUCUAACUUCUGUGUUGCUGUUUAUCUUGUUAUUUUUCGACGUUAACCUACUGUGUUUAUUAAGAACAUAUGACCUUCCAGAUUCCUCAUUCCUAACUUUUGGUCUGUAUUUUGACAUUAGAUGUGAAUAUUUCUUAUUAGUCUGCUUUCUGCUAUGCAAUGACUGCAUCUCUAUCAUUUCUUAGUUUGUUAGUUCAUGUGGAUAGUAUUCUAUUGUAUAAAUUGACUGCACAAUUUAUCACAAAUUAUUCUCUGUAGCUUUUCUACAGUGCUUUGCUAAACCAUGUAAUUCUAGUUAAGUCUUCCUUGAAAAUAAAGAUGCACUCUUAUAGAGGACAGUUCCUGUUUACUCCCAGGAAAAUUUUUUAAAAGUUGACACUGAAUGUUUAUUGCACCUUAGUGCAGUGAAGUGGCAAUAAAACCUAACAUGAAUUGAGGUUGUUUAUGGCAGAUGCAUGUAUUGCUUUACAGAGUUUAGCAAAAGCUCUUAAUUUUGUCACACUGUAUUCUACUAUAAUAAUAAAGCUAACAUUAUUCAAUAA
Molecule: messenger RNA, 4390 nt
Organism: Condylura cristata (star-nosed mole)
Lineage: Eukaryota; Metazoa; Chordata; Mammalia; Eulipotyphla; Talpidae
Gene: GABRA1
Product: gamma-aminobutyric acid (GABA) A receptor, alpha 1
Exons: 10
Coding region: 498-1868 (456 amino acids)
Biological process (GO): gamma-aminobutyric acid signaling pathway; regulation of postsynaptic membrane potential; chloride transport
Cellular component (GO): postsynapse; neuron projection; dendrite membrane
Molecular function (GO): GABA-A receptor activity; GABA-gated chloride ion channel activity; transmitter-gated monoatomic ion channel activity involved in regulation of postsynaptic membrane potential
Source: RefSeq, a predicted model, not a curated record